CAGACGGCGCUGGCGGCGGGGGAGGAUCACUUGCUCUCCCUCGCCGCCACGGGGGUGGUGCUGAGCUGCCUGGCCGCCGUGACAUGGCUGGUGCUGAAGCUGAGGCAGGGCGUCCUCAUGCUCGCCGUGACUAGCGCGGCCAGGACCACGUCCCUCGUCGCCUUGGAGAAGGUCCCGGCGUCCUGGCGGCCCUACCUGGCCUACCUGCUGGGGCUGCUGGGCAUCCUCCUGGCCGGCUGCGCUGACCGGCUCUGGCCCCCGCGGCGGGCCGCCCCGCCGGCGGAGCCUCCCGCCGCCCCCCCGGCCGCGGACGAAGCCCCGGUGCUCAGGCGGCGGCGGCGGUCCAGCUCCAUGAUCUCCCCCGAGAUGUCGGGCGGCGGCAGCAGCAAGACCCACCGGCGGACCUCGCUGCCCUGCAUCCCCCGGGAGCAGCUCAUGGGACAUUCUGAAUGGGAUCACAAACGAGGACCCAGAGGCUCACAGUCUUCUGGUACCAGUAUCACAGUGGAUAUUGCUGUCAUGGGAGAAGCACAUGGGCUCAUUACAGACCUUCUGGCAGAUCCUUCGCUGCCCCCCAACGUGUGUACUUCACUGAGAACAGUGAGCAACCUGCUUAAUACGCAGUUAACCUUCCAGGCCAUCCACAAGCCAAGGGUGAACCCUUUGGUGUCCUUCAGUGAGAACUACACCUGCUCCGACUCAGAGGAAUGUCCGGAGAAAGGAGAGAAACUAGCUAUUCCCAAGCGCUUACGGAGGAGCUUGCCUCCAGGACUGCUGAGACGGGUGUCCUCAACUUGGACCACAACAACAUCAGCGACAGGAUUACCUACGCUAGAGCCAGCUCCAGUGAGAAGGGAUCGCAGUGCCAGCAUCAAGCCUCAUGAGUCAUCUUCAUCCAGCUCUGACUCCUGGAACAGCUCAAUUCUGAUGACAAUCACAAAGAGCAGGUCCUUCUCCACCUCCUACGCCAUGUCUUCUACCAACCACCUGAAUGCCAAAAGGCAGAGCCGGCAAGGUAUCCCGCCGAAUAUUUCACCUCUCACCUCCCCAUGCCAUUCACCGAUUCAGGGGACGCCUGCCACAAGUCCUACCGGAAAAACAUCUUCCGUGUCAUUUCCAGACUCUACAGAUAUUGACUCCAAGCAAGGCUUAAAGCCACACAAAGUCUUAACUUCUACUCAGAGUGCACCUAGCCUGUCAGACCCUAUUAUCAGCCCCUCUGUCAUCUGCAGCAGCUGUGGCAGACCCUAUAACCAAAUAGAAGCUGGUGAUGGGACACUAGAUAGAAAUGAUGGUACCACACACACCCUGAACAGAACAGAUGAUCCUGCGCAAGCCACUUCUGACUAUGAGACCAACAACAGCGAUAGCAGUGAUAUCGUGCAAAAUGAUGAUGAGACAGAUUGCUCCAAAGAUCAGACGCGGAAGGGAUCUGUCUGUAGGACGUACACACCUGAGACCAUCAUUCUGCAUCCCUUGAUACCACCUGAGGACAAGCCUGUACUUGCUCCUGAGCCUCUGGUUAUGGACAACUUGGAUCCCCUGAUGGAGCAGCUAAAUAAUUGGAACUUCCCAAUCUUUGAUUUGGUGGAAAAAAUCGGAAAGAAAUGUGGUCGGAUUCUCAGUCAGGUAUCAUACAGACUUUUUGAAGACAUGGGGCUGUUUGAAACCUUUAAAAUACCAGUGAGGGAAUUUAUGAACUACUUUCAUGCCUUGGAAUGUGGAUACCGAGAGAUACCUUAUCACAACCGAAUCCAUGCAACUGAUGUUCUACAUGCCGUUUGGUACCUUACUACUCAGCCCAUCCCAGGACUCCCAACUGUGAUUAACGAUCACGGGUCAGCAAGCGAUUCAGAUUCUGACAGUGGAAUCACUCAUGGCCAUAUGGGUUAUGUAUUUUCGAAGACAUACACACCUACAGAUGACAGCUAUGGAUGCCUAGCUGGCAACAUCCCUGCCCUUGAAUUGAUGGCUCUUUACGUAGCUGCAGCCAUGCAUGAUUAUGAUCAUCCAGGAAGGACCAAUGCCUUUUUGGUAGCAACAAGCGCUCCUCAGGCGGUGCUGUACAACGACCGCUCCGUCCUAGAGAACCACCACGCCGCUGCUGCCUGGAACCUUUUCAUGUCAAGGCCAGAGUACAACUUCCUGGUCAACCUCGAUCAUGUGGAGUUCAAGCAUUUCCGCUUCCUCGUCAUUGAGGCAAUUUUGGCCACUGACCUGAAGAAACACUUUGAUUUUGUUGCCAAAUUCAACGCCAAGGUGAAUGAUGAUGUUGGAAUUGACUGGACUAAUGAGAAUGACCGCUUGCUCGUUUGCCAAAUGUGCAUCAAACUGGCUGACAUAAAUGGGCCUGCAAAAUGCAAAGAUUUGCAUCUGCAGUGGACAGAAGGCAUUGUCAAUGAGUUUUAUGAACAGGGUGAUGAAGAGGCUAGCCUGGGCUUGCCAAUCAGUCCUUUCAUGGAUCGCUCUGCUCCUCAGCUGGCACACCUCCAGGAAUCUUUCAUCACUCACAUUGUGGGACCACUAUGUAACUCUUAUGACUCAGCGGGGCUGAUGCCAGGAAAAUGGAUAGAAGAUAGUGAUGAAUCAGGAGACACUGAUGAGCACGAAGAGGAAGAAACAGCAGAAAUGGAAACUUGUGAAAAUGCUGAAUCCACUCAGAUCAAAGGUAAAAUGUGGAGAAAACAAAAUCAGGAUCUUUCUCCCGAAGGCAGUCAGCAAGGAUCCAUUGUGGGUGGGGGCACAGAAUUUAAUGUGAAAGAAGUUCAAGAGGAGGAAAAUCUACUGUCAGAUCACUCAGCACCUGCUUCAGAACCAUAA
Molecule: messenger RNA, 2820 nt
Organism: Aquila chrysaetos chrysaetos
Lineage: Eukaryota; Metazoa; Chordata; Aves; Accipitriformes; Accipitridae
Gene: PDE3A
Product: phosphodiesterase 3A
Exons: 17
Coding region: 118-2820 (900 amino acids)
Biological process (GO): positive regulation of oocyte development; oocyte maturation
Cellular component (GO): cytosol
Molecular function (GO): 3',5'-cyclic-AMP phosphodiesterase activity
Source: RefSeq, a predicted model, not a curated record